UACAGCAGGCAUCGCGAUAAGUGGAGAUAACGCGAGAGGACACCAGAGGACUUCUUGACCUAUCCGGGCGGGGCGGGGAAGACGAAAAGGUGGUGGUGAGGCAGGGCCUUUCCGGAGGCGAUGCCGUCUGCAUUCUCAGUCAGCAAGUUCCCCGUCAGCAUCCCCGCCGUGAUCACGACGGACUGGACGGAGCCCUGGCUCGUGGGGCUGGCUGCCUUCCACGUGCUCUGCCUGCUGCUCACCUGCUUCUCAUCGCGGAGGUACAAGCUGCAGGUGGGGCACUUCCUGUGCCUGGUGACCUUAGUCUACUGCGCGGAGUACAUCAAUGAAGUGGCGGCAAUGAACUGGAGGUUGUUCUCGAAAUACCAGUAUUUUGACUCGAGGGGCAUGUUCAUCUCCAUAGUGUUCUCGGCGCCCGUGCUGCUGAACGCCCUGGUCAUCGUGGUCCUGUGGGUGCGCAAGGCCCUGACCGUGAUGACCGACCUGAGGGCCCUGCAGCAGAGGAGGAGGGCCAGGGGCAGGCCCAGGAGGAGUGACGCCUCGGAUCCGGCCUCGCGCGCUCCUGGACUGCACUUAGACCAGCCUUUAGGACAGAGUUUGCCGCAUGUCCACCAGGGCACUCGCCGGGCCUGCAGGGGGUCCCAUCUCUCCAGUUAAGUUGUAAGCAAACGGAGCCGCGCACGUCGCCACACGUCCACGGGACUCCUGUGACCGUGUGAGCUACCAGACAUCCGUCCACGUGGGGACGGUGACUGAGUGAGGGACAGUGCCAUGCACGCGUGGGCACCUCCGUCACCCCCAUCAACUCGCAUCAC
Messenger RNA from Orcinus orca (killer whale), 815 nucleotides. RefSeq names its product transmembrane protein 18 (gene TMEM18). The coding region runs from base 121 to 657 and encodes 178 amino acids. Gene Ontology annotation, cellular component: nuclear membrane. The record is from RefSeq and is a predicted model, not a curated record. Lineage: Eukaryota; Metazoa; Chordata; Mammalia; Artiodactyla; Delphinidae. The transcript has 5 exons.